This is a messenger RNA of Phoenix dactylifera (date palm), 2380 nucleotides long. Lineage: Eukaryota; Viridiplantae; Streptophyta; Magnoliopsida; Arecales; Arecaceae. The record is from RefSeq and is a predicted model, not a curated record.
GAAAGCAAAACUCUUCCAUCCAAUUGCAAUGCCACACUCGUACCCACCCAAAUACCGUGUUACAGCGGCUAACCAACUCUCUGAGGACUCGUCGCGGCAAUCUGCUGACUUCUGGUGCAAAGUUUUACUGCUUGUGUUUUGAAGUCUAUAGUCCGACUUCUAAAUCGUCAUCAGGAUCAGGAGAGACGGCAUUAUCAACCCAGCCUCUGGAUCUCAUAUCCAACACCAGAUUCUUUCCUUGCUGAGCAAUCUCUUCUUCCCCUAACAAAGAAGAUUUAUGGGUGUCCAAGAACACAGGAAAAAACUAAUGCCAAGUAUCUUUCUGGAGACUCUGGUGGUCUGUGUUCUCUUCCUAGAAGUUUCAGCUUCAAUAGAUGGCGAAUUUACCUUCAAUGGCUUCCAAGGUGCUAAUCUGAGCUCCGACGGAGUAGCAUCAGUGAUGCCCAAUGGUCUCCUGAGACUGACCAACCUCACGAUGCAUGCGACGGGCCAUGCCUUCCAUCCCACUUCGCUUCUCUUCAAAAAUUCUCAAAUCGGCAGCGUCAUCUCCUUCUCUACGACAUUCGUGUUUGCAAUCGUCCCGGGAUAUCCACUAGGUGGCAUGGGGAUGGCCUUCGUUCUCUCUCCUUCCAAAAAUCUCUCUGGAGCCACACAUAGCCAGUACUUGGGCCUCUUCAACCCCAGUAACAAUGGCAACUUAUCAAACCAUAUUGCUGCAGUUGAGCUCGACACAUCCUUCAACCCUGAAUUCAAAGACAUCAACGACAAUCAUGUAGGAAUCGACAUCGAUAGCUUGGUUUCCACCGAGUCCUAUUAUGCCGGCUAUUUCACAAAUGAUGGCAAGUUUAGGAACCUUACCCUCAUGAGUGGCGAACCAAUGCAAGUUUGGAUCGACUACGAUGGUAAAGCAAUGCAGCUUAAUGUAACGUUGUCUCCUUUCAAAGCACCUAAACCAAAUCAUCCUAUCUUGUCUUCAAAUAUCAACCUUUCCAGCGUAUUCUUCGACCGCAUGUAUGCGGGCUUCUCAGCAUCUACCGGCACGGUUCAAGCAUCUCACUACAUUCUUGGGUGGAGCUUCAAGUUGGAUGGGAUUGCUCAGCCACUAGAUUACUCCAAGCUGCCACAUCUCCCUCGGAGCAAAUCCAAACGGAGGCCAAGGGGUAUGGCUAUUUGGAUCCCCAUAUUGGUGUUGGUGUUCUUCUUAGUAACUGCGGCUAUUGUUCUUUUUGUCGUGAGAAGGAAGAACAAGUUUGCAGAGAUUCUUGAGGACUGGGAACUUGAAUAUGGAACUCAUAGGUUCUCAUACAGAGAUCUCUACAGAGCCACCCACGGCUUCAAAGACAGCGGCCUUCUUGGAGUAGGAGGCUUUGGGAGGGUCUACAAAGGGGUCCUACGCACUUCUAAUACUGAAGUUGCUGUCAAAAGGGUCUCCCAUGAAUCCAAGCAGGGGGUGAGGGAGUUUGUAGCUGAGAUCACGAGCAUCGGUCAGCUCCGGCAUCGCAGCCUGGUCCAGCUCCUGGGUUACUGCCGGCGCAAGGGGGAAUUACUGCUGGUAUAUGAAUUCAUGCCCAAUGGCAGCCUCGACAAGCUUCUGUUCGACCAGAAGAAAUCCAUCCUGGAUUGGGCUCAAAGGCUUCGGAUCAUCAACGGCGUCGCUCUCGGCCUCCUGUACUUGCAUGAAGAGUGCGAGCAGGUCAUCGUCCAUCGAGACAUCAAAGCCAGCAACGUACUGCUAGACGAUGAAUUGAACGGUAAACUAGGAGAUUUUGGGCUCGCAAGGCUAUACGAUCAUGGGAGCGAUCCAAGAAGCACCAUUGCGGUGGGAACAAUGGGCUAUCUCGCACCGGAGCUCACCAAGAGAGGGAAGGUGACUACGAGCACUGAUGUGUUUGCUUUUGGAGCUUUCCUUCUCGAGGUUGCUUGCGGACGAAGGCCAAUCGAACCGAGAGCAUCAAAGGAGGAGACAGUAUUGGUCGACUGGGUCAUGAAGAAUUGGCGAAGAGGAGCUAUUCUCGGUGUUGUGGACUGGAGAUUGCAAGGUCGAUACGUAGUCGAGGAAGUCGAGCUAGUGUUGAAGCUGGGGCUGCUUUGCUCGCACCCGUCACCAGCUGCAAGGCCUAGCAUGAGGAAUGUGAUACAGAUACUAGAUGGUGUCCUUCCAAUGCCGGAGCUGGUGGUUGAUCAAUAGGAACUGCUUCAGUUCAGUCUGAAGGCAGAUGAUUGAGUAGAAUUCACUGUCAAGUGUCAAUCGAACUCUGUUAAUGAAUUAGGAGGGUGCCAACUGACCUAGUUUGGUUCAGUUGGCAAAACAUCUUGUGCUUUUAAGAGACAUGGAUUUUAUGAAUCACCAAGCUACUUUGACAUAUGAAUUGCUGAACGU